UGCACCAGCUGACUGUCAGAGAGGAGGAGGAUGUCUGACAACAGGUGGUCCUGAGACAUGCUGGCUGACACAGAGCUCACAGCAAACAUGUCACACAUCACCGUGCCGAGGUCUGUGAGCAUGUUCUGUCUGCAGAGCCAUCUGAUCCCUGACACCGGCUCUAUGUGCCCGUAGCAACCACCAACUAGUCAUGGCAGUCAGGCACGAGCUUGGCAAAACCAUCAGAAGAAUAGCACGGAUCUUUUUCUGGUUCCCCAAAACAGUGAGCAUCACCAGAGGCAGGAAACUAAAGCUUCUCUGGAGGGCUGCUGAUUGUAAAUACACGUGUCAUUCUCACUGCAAAGACAAAGUACACCUGAACUGUGAACCGAAUGUGAAAUUAAUGGAAUGUAUACCUACUUAUGAACCGCUGGACAAUUCCAACAACAACAACGAAAAGGAUGUGGAAAAGGAAAGAGAUCCACUGUCGUACCUCAGUAAAGAAGAAACCAAAGAGAAGAUCCAACUUUAUAAUUCAGAAGUUACUGACAAAUUGAGAAUGACCUUGAAUUCCACUGGCAUUUAUACGGGUUUCAUUAAAGUUCAGAUGGAGCUCAGACGACCUAUCACUGUACGGACUCGCACAAAUGCUCACAGCAACAGCAAUGAGACCGCCUUCUAUAUGCCCAAGGACAACAUAAAUAUUCUGCACAUCAGCAGUACCAACACUGUGCGCGAAGUCAUCGAGGCCUUGCUGAAAAAGUUCUUGGUAGCUGACAAUCCCGCCAAGUUUGCACUUUACAAGCGCUGUCAGAAGGAGGAUCAAGUGUACCUGUGUCGGCUGUCUGACAGGGAACACCCACUGUACCUUCGUUUGGUAGCUGGGCCCAGUCUCGAGACCCUUGGCUUUGUUCUGCGGGAACAUGAAACUGGAGAUGUCAUGUGGGGAGCCUUCAGUCUCCCAGAACUACAGAACUUCUUACGGAUCUUGGAUAAAGAGGAGGAGGAGCAGCGUCAGAGCUUAAGGAGGCGUUACGCAUCCUACAAGGAGAAACUGGAAGAAGCUUUGAGUGGAGCACGUAAACCUGGCUAAACGACUGACGAAGCAGACUUUCAUACUGUCACUCGUUACAGCAUGACUGAGCAGCAGCAUUUGAUUGCAAUCUGUUCAACAGACAAUUCCUUACAGGGGAACUGUUCCCUCGGAGACGUCUAUAUGGAAUUUGAGAAAAUGUAUCCCCUUCCCAAAACUGGUUAUUCUGGUUAAGGUUUACACCAAGUGUCAUCAGGACUCCACAGGUCACCCCCUUUACAGGCGGUGACUGCACUAGACAAUCCAAAACUGAAAUCAUUUUUACAUGAUUUUAUUUUAUUUUUUCAUUAUUUUUAAUGUAAAUUAUUAAAAAAAAAAAAAAGCUUUAAGUCUAAAAUUUCUUAUGAUUGUGUUUAUGGAAACAAAGUGUCAGCAAAUUGAAUUUCUAUGAAAUAAUAUAAAGCAAAUGUUUUGUUAAUUUGCUUGUUAAAGUUGAGAAGUAUCGGGAAGUACUUGCCUGACAAACUGAAAAACCUGAACGUUCACAUGAAUUUAUGAAGGUUACUAGAGCAGUCAGUGGCAAAAAGGGUAAAGGAAUGUGACGAGAUGGUUGGAGAAGUGAUACAGAGAGUGAAGUGAUGUAGGACUGUUGGUUAAAUUGAACAGAGAUCGAAUUCUUAACAAAACUUACUGUGCUAAUGUACAACUAUGCAUUUAAUACAGAAUGCAGCUAACGGGGCUUUUGUUUGCCCUCUGUAUGUAUAUUUACGUUGCGAAGUAAGAACGUUUUGAGUUGACGUUUUAAAGUUAAAUGAAGCAAUGUUUGGAGGAAAACAGGUGUCAGACCCCCAGGGUGGGCAGUGCAUGUAGCAAAAGGCGAGUGAUGGUGGGUUUUGGGUUGCUAAUACAGAGUCGUUGAGCUGCUGGUUUUCCGUAUGUAGUGUUGGAGGGCCCGAGGACAUGUACCUAUGUUUUUGUGAUGCUGCAGUAUUUAAUAGGAUAGUUCAGGCUAGGUGCUUCUUACCACAGACUUAGAGUGGCAGAAAAAUAAUUAUUGAUCAGGUCUGCCUAUCAAUUUAUUUAUUUUUUAAUCUUCUUGUACUUGCAUUGACCACAAUGACAUAGGCUUUCGAUUGGUUUUGAAUGAGUUACAAAGCAUUCUGCAAAUGAACAACACAUCUGCUUAGUAACUAAUUAUAAGAAAGCAUGAGGAAAUGCAUGUUGGAAACCAAAGAACAAGCAAAUCAAAAUCUGUAUUAUGUAGCAUUAUUUUAUUUUUUUUAUUUUUUUCUUCAGCAUAUGAAUUGCUUUUUUUUAUGACAUUCAAUGUUUUAAGAGUCUUUGUUUUAUUAUAUCUCUCAGUGGAGGGGUCGUUUACUUUGUAGUUCAUGUGGAUCUGGUGCAUACUCUAAUAUUAUGGUAGAGAUGUGGCUUAAGAGCGCCUCCCAGUGGCCAGUUUUUGGUCUUCGGUAAAGUUGCCUUCAUAUUGGGAAUGGACAGCUAUGAAUUUCUACACACUUGCAUCUAGAAAGCAGGAUACAGUUGAUCAGUUGGAUAGAUUUAUUUAUUUUAUUUUAUUCUUCAAUAUUUAUAUACAGGGAAGAAUCCAGCCAUUUAAC
Pelobates fuscus (common spadefoot toad) is the source of this 2631-nucleotide messenger RNA. RefSeq names its product Ras association domain family member 3 (gene RASSF3). Gene Ontology annotation, biological process: signal transduction. The coding region runs from base 191 to 1072 and encodes 293 amino acids. The transcript has 6 exons. The record is from RefSeq and is a predicted model, not a curated record. Gene Ontology annotation, cellular component: cytoplasm. NCBI's taxonomy places the organism in Eukaryota, Metazoa, Chordata, Amphibia, Anura, Pelobatidae.